AUGCCUGAAAAAAUGACCUGCAGUCUUACAAGUCUUUUCGGCAAGACAUUUGGUCAUAAACUGCCUCCUCCUUCUUCCGCCUAUGCACUUCCACCAGUCCAAGUGCUCCUUUCAUCCCGAGACAAAUUCUCCGAAUUCUAUCCGCGCCAGCUACAGCACGACACUCCUCUUGCUACCGUCUAUCGGAUCUAUGUCGCUAUCCUCGGAGGCCGCCACCUCACCCUGCGCAACGAGAUAGAGUAUUUCUGGAACCAGCACCAAUGGCGUGUUUGCGAUAUCCCCGAACCACCGCCUUCUGUUGUCCAGGAGAGGGACCAACGCGCUGUUCUGGCCACGAUCCCCUACCUCCUCGUCAAAGCAUUCAAUCGCCUCAUAGACCGGGGACUGCCACGAGAUACGCCACCAAUCAUUCACGAUGAGUUGAUGGCGGAGCUAAAAUCCCGACCUAAGGUGUUUGAAAAAGUCCCUAGAUGGGCCGAAUUGGUGGAGCCAUUGGAUAGACCGUUGGUGAUACCGGACGCCAGAGGUGCGGCACCACGGGAUGCCAAUGACCGUGACGUGGACGGCGAGAUGCGCAAGAAAAAUGUUUUGCUUAGCCUACAUCUCUGCACCAAGACUGAAAAGAGAGGGAGACGAGGUGAGCCUGAUGCGCUCUUACAAGGGUCUCUGUUAACCUUCAAUGAGCCAUUCGCGUUUCAAUCAAGAGAAUUCCUGAGAGAGUUACUUGUUGGAAAAGUGAUCACCUUCGAGACCUUUUAUACCGUUCCCACCACAAAGCGAGAGUAUGGUCGAGUCAACCUGCCCAAUGGGCCCAGCUUCCCCGAUCGGGUGGUAGCCGAAGGAUGGGCCAAAUUGCGAGACGACGCUGGCAAGAAGGAGGAAACCGAAGAUGCUGCUGCAUAUCUUGAAAAGCUGCGCAAUCUCGAAUCCUCAGCCAGAAAUGCCGCAAUAGGCGUAUGGAGUUCCACAGGUGCGAAGAUAGAGACGUCUUACGAGGUGACGGAUCCGAAUGCUCUGGUCGAAGAACACAAGGGAAAGCCAUUAGACGCCAUAAUAGAGAAGGUGCUGACUGGGGAUCGCUUGAUUGUGCGCUUGUUGGUUUCGCCACAGAAGCACAUUCAGACAAUUCUUGUUGUUGCCGGAGUACGGACGCCCUCAACAAAGCGAACUUCACCAGAUGGCAAAGAAAUUCCCGCCGAAGCUUACGGAACUGAGGCGCAACAGUUUGUUGAAGAGAGAUUACUUCAACGGAAGUGUGCUAUUCAGUUGGUGGGAUCAACCCCGCAGAAUCAGCUGAUAGGGUCUGUGAUACAUCCUAGAGGCAAUAUUGCGCAGUUCCUACUUGAUGCUGGCCUCGCUCGAUGCAAUGAUCAGCAUGUCACCAUGCUUGGGAACGAUAUGGCGGCCUUCCGACAAUCAGAGAAAGCUGCCAAAGAUGCUCGAAAAGGACUCUUUGCCGGCCACGCUGCUCCGAAAGCUGGAGGUGCGCCGGAUGCCGAUUAUACUGUCGUCCGAGUUCUGAAUGCGGAUACGAUAUUUAUACGACCACGUGCCGGUCCAGAAAAGAAGAUCAACCUUAGUAGCAUUCGACAGCCCAAACCCUCCGAUCCCAAACAAUCACCGUUUUCAGCAGAUGCAAAGGAAUUUCUUCGAAAAAAACUAAUUGGCAAACAUGUGAAGGUGAGCAUUGAUGGCAAAAAGGCGGCCAGUGAGGGCUAUGAGGAGCGAGACGUUGCUACCGUCACACUGAAUGGGAAGAAUGCUGCGUUGAUGCUAGUCGAAGCUGGUUAUGCGUCUGUGAUACGACAUCGAAGAGACGAUGAAGAUCGAUCCGCAGAUUACGAUUCACUCCUGCUCGCCGAAGAGGCAGCACAAAAGGAGGGAAAAGGAAUGUGGGCGUCGAAACCACCAGCUGUCAAGCAGUAUCAGGACUACUCGGAAAGCCUACAGAAGGCCAAAAUGGAGGCUUCUGUGUUGCAACGGCAGAAGAAAGUCCCAGCGGUCGUCGAUUUUGUCAGAUCUGCCUCUCGUUUUGUGGUGCUAGUGCCUCGAGAAAAUGCAAAGCUCACCUUCGUCCUCUCGGGUAUUCGCGCACCCAAGUCAGCCAGAAAUGCCGAGGAGAAAUCAGAGCCAUUCGGUCAAGAAGCCCACGACUUUGCAAACCGAAGAUGCAUGCAACGGGAUGUCGAGAUUGACGUUGAGAACACUGACAAAGUUGGCGGCUUCAUCGGCACCCUAUACGUCAACCGCGAGAACUUCGCCAAGGUCCUCGUCGAAGAAGGCCUGGCAGAAGUCCACGCCUACUCGGCCGAACAGUCCGGCCAUGCAAACGAGCUCUUCGCUGCAGAAAAGAAAGCCAAAGAAGCCAAAAGAGGCAUGUGGCACGACUGGGAUCCCAGCAGAGACGAAGGCGAAGCCCAACCAUCCGAGCCAGCACCUACCACAGACACCACGAACGGCGACUCCACCACCGCCCCUCCUAACUCCGCAACCCCCAAAGCAAAAGACUACCGAGACGUCCUCAUCACGCACGUCGACCCGGAAACGGGGCACCUAAAGCUGCAACAAAUCGGGCCCGGCACCACCUCCCUGACCGAGCUGAUGAGCUCCUUCAAAGCCUUCCACCUCUCCCCCAGCACCAAACCCUCACCGCUAACCAGCGCCCCCAAAGUCGGCGACAUCGUCGCCGCCCAAUUCAGCCUCGACAACGACUGGUACCGCGCGCGCAUCCGCCGCGUGGACCGCGACGCCAAAACCGCAGAGGUGACGUACAUGGACUACGGCAACUCGGAGAACCGACCGUGGAGCCAGCUGCGCCCACUCACCCAACCCCAGUUCAGCACCCAGAAACUGAAACCCCAGGCCAUCGACGCGGUCCUGUCGUAUAUCCAGUUACCAAGCACAUCGCCCACCUACCUCGCCGACGCGGUGGCCUUCAUCAGCGAAUCGACUGACGGGAGGGAGUUGGUCGCCAACGUCGACCACGUAGCCCCCGACACCGGGAUCCUGCACGUCACGUUGCUGGACCCGAAGAACAGUAAUUCCGUGGCGGAGAGUAUCAAUGCGGAUGUGAUUCGCGAGGGGUUGGCGAUGGUGCCGCGGAAAUUGAGACCGUGGGAGACGAGGGGUACGGGGCCCGAGGUGUUGAAGAAGUUGCGCGAGUUGGAGGAGGAGGCUAAGGAGGGGAGGAGGGGGAUGUGGGAGUAUGGCGAUUUGACUGAGGAUUAG
This is a messenger RNA of Endocarpon pusillum Z07020, 3228 nucleotides long. RefSeq lists its product as uncharacterized. The coding region runs from base 1 to 3228 and encodes 1075 amino acids. The record is from RefSeq and is a predicted model, not a curated record. The transcript is spliced from 2 exons. Gene Ontology annotation, cellular component: nucleus; cytosol. Gene Ontology annotation, molecular function: RNA binding; nuclease activity. NCBI's taxonomy places the organism in Eukaryota, Fungi, Ascomycota, Eurotiomycetes, Verrucariales, Verrucariaceae. Gene Ontology annotation, biological process: mRNA catabolic process.